AUGCUUCACAUAAUCAAGGGAACAGCCAGACAUGCUCCAUUACUCAGAACCCAACAAUUGAGACUUCUUACUCAAUAUGCGAAAAACCCACAAAUAUACAUCCACGAAAAUCCGCCACAUCAUUACAAUUUUUCGCUAUCUAAAAAUCCCGAUGCUCUAGGCAUUGGAAAUUCUCUGAGCACCGAUCCUAAACCAGAGAACUUCACCGCCAAUAAGAACUUUGUUGAUAUAUUCCACAAGACAUUUGAGAGCAAGAUCUAUGAUGACUUUACAUUUAUUAUGGAGGCAGGUACAAAUGCCAAUUCAUUUAUGCCAGUUUACGAUUUCAGAGAUGUUCCCAAAUACUCGAGACAACCGUAUAUUGCAAAUGUGUUUGGAUAUUUGCAGGUAGAUGGCAAUGCCAAGAUUGUUCCAGGAAGUUGGCAGAGAAAUAAUUUAUAUGAGUUGUGCAAUGGUAAAGAUGGAUUGUGUCAUUUCAGUGAAUACAUGUAUGAAUCCUUGCAGCAAGAAUGUGAGAGUAUCAAGAAGUAG
Molecule: messenger RNA, 531 nt
Organism: Lodderomyces margitis
Lineage: Eukaryota; Fungi; Ascomycota; Pichiomycetes; Serinales; Debaryomycetaceae
Exons: 1
Coding region: 1-531 (176 amino acids)
Source: RefSeq, a predicted model, not a curated record